GAACAGUACUCCGCUUCGGGCUCUCCUAUUUUUGCCGGCUGUUUUGGAAUUUCCAAUUUCGCGGAAAAACAAAAAACAAAAAAUAAAAAACAAAGAAAAACCGAAGGCGAUUCAAUUUAAAUUUAGUUUGGAUUUGAUUGUUUCUUUCUUUCUUCUUCGCUUUCUCGCGGGGCAACUCCAAUCUAAUUUCUUCCUCAAAUCUCCAAACAAACUGUGUUGGCUUCAUCAUCAGGAUUCGGAAAGUUCCCGUUUUAUAAUUGUAUAAUUCCAUUAUCCAGAAUAAUACCAAUAAAUAGAAAAAAUAAAAAUAAAAAACGAAGAAAUUGGUGUAAUUUGGGAUGGGGCAUGUCGGCGGCGGUAGCAGCGUAGGGCUGGUUCAGUCGGCGGUGAAAGCUUACAAUCUGAGAGACGCGUCCAAUUGGUGGCAUGACGUCAAUGACUCUCCUCUUUGGCAAGACCGUAUAUUUCACGUUCUCGCUCUUCUCUACGGUCUCGUCGCCAUCGUUGCCCUGGUUCAAUUGAUUCGGAUACAAUUGAGAGUGCCGGAGUACGGUUGGACCACACAGAAGGUCUUCCACUUUCUCAAUUUUGUUGUCAAUGCAGUUCGAGCAGCAGUGUUUGUUUUCCGCCGGCAAGUGCAGAAGCUGCAUCCAGAGAUUGUCCGACAUAUCUUGCUUGAUAUGCCAAGUCUUGCUUUCUUCACAACUUACGCACUCUUGGUUCUGUUCUGGGCAGAAAUUUACUAUCAGGCACGUGCUGUUUCUACAGAUGGACUGAGGCCAAGCUUCUUUACUAUUAAUGCUGUGGUUUAUGUAAUUCAGAUUGCUAUGUGGUUGAUAUUAUGGUGGAAGCCUAUACCAGUUCUGCUCAUCUUAUCUAAGAUGUUCUUUGCAGGUGUGUCCUUAUUUGCAGCCAUUGGGUUUCUUCUAUAUGGCGGAAGACUCUUCUUGAUGUUGCAGCGAUUUCCUGUAGAAUCAAAAGGACGACGUAAGAAGCUGCAGGAGGUUGGCUAUGUGACAACCAUAUGUUUUACAUGUUUCCUUGUCAGAUGCAUAAUGAUGUGCUUCAAUGCAUUUGAUAACGCAGCAGAUCUUGAUGUUUUGAAUCACCCAAUUCUAAACUUUAUAUAUUACCUGUUGGUGGAGAUAUUGCCUUCUUCUUUGGUCCUUUUCAUUUUGAGGAAGUUGCCUCCAAAGCGCGGGAUCACACAAUAUCACCCUAUUCGCUGAGGAUGGAGAACAUUUGAUGAAAGAAUACCAAGAAUGGUCUUACAAAUACGUGAAGUUUGAGAUGCUUAUCUAACCUCCAUGGAAAACGAAAUGUUGGUUAGAGAGGGAAAAGUUGACCAUUGUAUGCUUUGAGGAACAGCUUUAUUGGAUUCUGAGUGUUUGUUCUCAGCAGGGGGUGGUAGAUUUGUUGAAAAGAAAUGACCUUUUAAGGAUUGUCAAAUAUGUUAGUAUCGUGGUCUUUUAUUUUGAGUGUGUUGAAUCAUAUGACUGGUGCUUUGUUUUUUUAACAGUCUUGAGCAUUCCAUGAAUAGGAAAAGGGGACCCCAAAAAAUGUGAUUUCUGUAUGAUUGCUGUCAUUUACUCUGGUCUGGGUGGGUAUUUUGGGGAGAUUGUGUGAAGAAAACUUGCACUCUUUGAUAGU
This is a messenger RNA of Prunus avium (sweet cherry), 1650 nucleotides long. It is a transcript of the gene TOM3, whose product is annotated as tobamovirus multiplication protein 3. The record is from RefSeq and is a predicted model, not a curated record. NCBI's taxonomy places the organism in Eukaryota, Viridiplantae, Streptophyta, Magnoliopsida, Rosales, Rosaceae.